AAAAAAAAAAAAUCGGAGUGUUAAGUAUUUUUAAAACUGUAGCAGACUUCGCAGUAUUUGGUUCUUACUGUACUCUGGUUUUAAUUUCACUGGAGCCUUUUGAAGAUUUCCGCCCAAAAAAAAGAAGCCAAGAUUUGUGUUAUUUUACGACGCUUUCCCCCUUCUUCGUCGUGCUCUCCUUUACACUGACGCUGCUGACACUUAGCGUCGGCACCGACCCGUCCUCUUCCUCCCCCUCAUUGAAUUUUAUGGAAAUUGCAAUUUCCCCUUAAAAUUCUGGAUUCGAAACAACAAUUUUCCUCAAAAUUUCUGGAAUUCACCUCAUCUUUACAUUACUGAGCUUCAAUACAAAUAAUUUCCACCAGUUAGGGUUCCGCUAGAGGAGAAGCCGCGCGGUUAGGGUUCCGGUUGUGAAUUUUCUCUCCUCUUAGAUUAUUAAGCGAUUAUCACGAAUAGAACCUCUGGUGUGUAAAGAAUAUAUCAGCAAACGCCCUGUCAUAAUUCCCUAUCACAAAGGAGGCAAGCGAUUGCAUAUUGGACUUCAGGUGUGGCUUUCAGAAAGCAUUAUUGCCUGAAUGCUAAAUUGGUUAGAAUCCAAGAAAUUUGGUGAUUAGAAAUGGAUAAUGGAGAGUCAUCGCAACGAAUUUCAGAUGAAGAGUCCUCAUAUUCGAUUCCCCGAGGAGCUCCCAUCUUUGUACAUGACUUUGUAAGCCCCCUCACUAGGGUUUCUGUUUUUGAGUCCGAUGUUUUCCAUGAAUUGGAGAAUUUGAAGGCUGAAUUAGUCUCUGAUUCUACUGAUUUCGAAGAUGAAGAUAUUUCGGUGGGUCAACUUAAAUUAUACAGUGAUGAGGAGUUAGUUGCUGAGGCUAUGAGGAUUGCUUUUCAGGAUGACGGGGAGGAUAAAACUUCUUCAGACUUGGAAAAAGACCCAUGCAGCUCAGGGGCUGAAGAGUAUCAAACAAUGUUGGAUGCUGAUACAUCAGCUUCCUGUGAGUCCUUUAAUGGCUCUUCAUCUGACACAAGUUACUGUGGAAAAAAAGAUGGUACUAAUGUGAAGAAGAGGAAGAGAAAUGCUAAAAAUAAAGCCGGCUCAAAGAAUGGGAGGACGAAGAAAAUGAUUGAUCGUGAUAAGAAAAAACACAAUGACUUGUAUCUUGAGAAAGUGGAGCAUCUUGCAAAAAUCAGGCAGAAGCAGGAAGAGGAAAAGGCAUCAGUGAAACUCCAUUCAUUGAAUUGUGAGAAAGAUAACACCACUGCUCUAUCAUCUGGAAACAUUGAAACUCUGAAAUAUCUCGACUCAUCUGGCUGUUUUACCAAGGUGUGUGCUUUCCUUGAAUCCACAAUGAUUGAGAGUAGUACUAGGAUGGAUGACCUCCUGGGAAGUGUUCAUGUUGGUUCAUGUAACCGACCCCACUUAUGGGAUUAUGGCGUUCAAGCAGAAGAAGAAGAAGAAGAAGAAGAAGAAGAAGAAGAAGAAGAAGAAGAAGAAGAAGCAGAAGAAGAAGAAGAAUCUGUGCUUUAUCAUAACAAACAUUCCUGGAAAAAGACACAGGAAUUUCUGGUCCUUGGAAAUCAAACCUUGACUGAGCUGAGGGAUAAGAUUCGUUGUUUGACGGAUAUGGUUAUGCAAAAAGCAGAUACAUAUGAUCCUUCUGGAUAUUUCCUCAUAGAGGAGGUUUUCUGCAACGACACAAGGAACCCUUCUGCUAUCAACUAUAGUGAGCCAAUUUUUGAUUGGCUUAAGAAUAGCAAGAAAGAGGCACUUGCAAAAUGGAACUCUAUUCUGUCUGGUGUAGGAAAAGGUCGGAAGCUUCCUUUGGACAGCAAGCCAAUAUCCAAAUUGCCUAAUUUUAGAUCAGUUGACAUGCAAAGGACUCGCUUUUGUGACCUGGGAUUCCGGCUUGGCUCUGGGUAUCUGUACUGUCACCAGGGAGAUUGCAAACAUGUUAUUGUGAUAAGAGACAUGAGAUUGAUUCCCCCAGACGAUGUACAAAAGCGAGAAGCUUACCCUUUGCUUGUGUAUCAAUUGAAAUCGGUUUUAAAGAAGUGCUCUGUCUGUCGUAUAUACAAAGCCACAAAGGUGACGUUGGAUGACAAGUUGGCUGGGGAAAACCCUUGUUAUUUCUGUGAUAACUGUUAUUACCUCCUCCAUUAUUCUGAAGAGUGUACUCUGCUGUAUAAUACGUUUGAAGUGCACGAUUAUCUUCAGGAUUACUCCUAAUUGUGGUCUUCAUAUUCAGUGUGUAGUUGUAUAUUCCUUUAUUUCAUCAUAUGGUAUAAAUUUUUGCUUGCCAUUUGAAUCUAAUCACCUGAAUUCUGAUGAUUAGUAUUCUGUAAUAACUUGUAAUGUGCAUCUCCAUAUAUCUGCUUAUUGUAGUACUUUGUAGUUGAAUUCAACACAACGGUAU
Messenger RNA from Chenopodium quinoa (quinoa), 2408 nucleotides. RefSeq names its product snRNA-activating protein complex subunit-like. The transcript is spliced from 11 exons. NCBI's taxonomy places the organism in Eukaryota, Viridiplantae, Streptophyta, Magnoliopsida, Caryophyllales, Amaranthaceae. The record is from RefSeq and is a predicted model, not a curated record. Gene Ontology annotation, cellular component: snRNA-activating protein complex. Bases 617 to 2221 code for a protein of 534 amino acids. Gene Ontology annotation, molecular function: RNA polymerase III type 3 promoter sequence-specific DNA binding; RNA polymerase II cis-regulatory region sequence-specific DNA binding; core promoter sequence-specific DNA binding. Gene Ontology annotation, biological process: snRNA transcription by RNA polymerase III; snRNA transcription by RNA polymerase II.